Messenger RNA from Pygocentrus nattereri (red-bellied piranha), 1547 nucleotides. RefSeq names its product atonal bHLH transcription factor 1a (gene atoh1a). Gene Ontology annotation, molecular function: protein dimerization activity. Lineage: Eukaryota; Metazoa; Chordata; Actinopteri; Characiformes; Serrasalmidae. The record is from RefSeq and is a predicted model, not a curated record. The transcript has a single exon. Bases 168 to 695 code for a protein of 175 amino acids.
GGAGCGCGAGCGGCAGGUGCGAGGAGACACGCGUACCCCUCUCUCACGCGCACACAUACUCCCAUACACACACACACGCGCGCACACACGCCACCCACAAAUACACACCUGCCACAAACGCCACCAGCUUUGGACUCUGAGAACUGUUUGAGGACACCAGCGCGGGAAUGAACGCAGACGGGCUGGACGGAGCCGCGAGCGCGCUCCCGUAUGUCGCUGAGGCGCGCGCCUGGCUUGCCCCCGCGCCUGCGCCACGCGCCGCCCACCCGCCGCGCUCAAACCGCACCUCUUCGAGCCCUCCCGCGGCCAAGCCGGGCAGCAGCACAGCUGUGCAGAAGCAGCGGCGCAUCGCAGCCAACGCGCGCGAGCGGCGGCGCAUGCACGGCCUCAAUCACGCCUUUGACGAGUUGCGCAGCGUCAUCCCGGCGCUGGACAACGACAAGAAGCUCUCUAAGUACGAGACUCUGCAGAUGGCACAGAUCUACAUCAGCGCGCUCGCCGACCUGUUGCGCGCGCCCGGCACAUCGCAGGUGCCACCAGCGGCGCUGAGGCGCGAGGACGAGGCGCGCGCAGGCCGCAGCGACGGAGAGCUGUCCCCGCGCUCCCACUUCAGCGACUCUGACGAAGCUCACGCCGAACUGCCCAGCGAGGACGAGCUCAGCGAGCUGAGGGCGCUCGGGCACGGAGCGUUCUGAAGAGAAACACUGACGCAGACUCUGAUGAGCGACCGCGGAGAGAGGCCUGCAUUUUUCGUGUCAAUCGAGGGGCUUGGAGUUCGGGAGUUUGGAAAAGCGCGCCGUCUGUUUCCCACCCGUAUUGAGACCAGCCACGCCCCCUCGCGCUGGGAUUGGUCGCAGUGCACCGCUGCUUUCGCUACAACUGGCCAGCGCUUCGGACUCGACAGAGCGUCUUGCCGGAAUACGGGUGGGAAACGAAAACGACGGUCGCUCCGUUCUUUUCCACAACCAGGCCGCUUCGAGUUUCCGUGUGACUGUUUUACAAUUGCUCUUGAGAAUUUAAAAUGCGCUGUUAUUGUUGUUUUCAAAGACUCUUUCGCCAACAGAAAUAAUUUUUUGCCUUUCCAUAACAUACAAAAUACAAAAAACACAAACCCCACCACGCCACCGCGCAGCAGUGCCAUGGGCUCGAAAGUCACGCAAAGAACUGUCUUCCAUAAACAUGACACUCGUUUUUAUGCUCACGUGAGCUUUUGACAGAACCCGGUUGCUGGUGAUUUGUUUCUGAGCUCUGUAAAGAAUCUGCGACUUCUAAAGUUUACUUGCACUUUAAACACGGGCCAUAGGCUUGAGGAACACGCUUUUGUAACGGGAGGACUUUUGUUUUGUUUUUACGUAGCCUAGUCAUGCCAAUUUGAUGAAGAUAUUUAAUAGGAGCCAUUAGAUGUUUUGUAUAUUUGUUGCUUUUGAAUAAUGGAUUUCAAUGCGAGGUUGUUUGUUUUUUUUUGUUUUUUUUGGCUUCUGCUUAAGUGGUUUAUUUAUUCAUUUUGUUUCACUUAUGUUUUGUUAUUUUAUUUGGAAAUUAGAGAA